ACUAAAUUAUCAAAAAAGAAAGACAAAAGAAGAAUGAGAAAUGAGAUAUGUUUCGUGUCCAUUAAAGCUAUAUGCUUGAUAUGGUGUUUUAUGGGUUUGAUAGAGGGAAAUCGGGCGGCUGACUUUGAUGGAAAAAAAUAUGGUGCAAAGGCUGACGGCAAAUCAGAUGACAACAAGGCAAUUGAGAGUGCAUGGAAAGAGGCAUGCGUGGCACCGAAAGAGAGUAUGGUCGUGAUUCCGAAAGGAAAUUAUAUGGUCGGAGCAGUAAAAUUCCAGGGUCCGUGUCAAGCACCAAUCACGAUUAAGAUUGAUGGAACAUUGAAGGCACCAGCAGACCCAGCAAAAUUCAAGUCUCAGGAUAGUUGGAUUGUUUUCAACAACGUAAAUGGAUUGACAGUCGAAGGAGGAACUUUUGAUGGUCAAGGAGCCGUUGCUUGGAGCAAAAACGAUUGCGCAAAAACGGGAACUUGUAAUUCCCUUCCAAUAAAUUUGGCGUUCAACAAGGUGACCAAUUCUGUAAUUCGAAACAUUACUUCCUUAAAUAGCAAGUUGUUUCACAUGAACAUUUUAAACUGUAAAAAUGUGACGUUUCAACGUACUACGAUCGAUGCACCCGAGAGUAGCUUAAACACCGAUGGGAUACACAUUGGACGGUCGACCGGGGUCAACAUCACCGAUGCCGCCAUAAAAACAGGAGAUGAUUGUGUUUCCCUCGGCGACGGUUGCCAACAAGUAAACAUCGAGAAAGUGACCUGCGGUCCUGGUCAUGGCAUUAGCGUUGGAAGUCUAGGAAAGUACCAAAACGAACAACCCGUCGAGGGAAUAACCGUAAGGAAUUGUACGAUCACGAACACAAUGAACGGAAUAAGGGUGAAAACAUGGCCCGCUUCAACUGUUGGCUUAGCACGCAGCUUGAGUUUUGACAACAUUGUCAUGAACAACGUUAGCACGCCUAUCUUAAUCGAUCAACAAUAUUGCCCCUAUGGUCAAUGCAAAGCUGAGGUUCCAUCUCGUGUUAAGAUUAGCGACGUGAGUUUCAACGCCAUUAAAGGGACAUCGGCGACCCAAUUAGCAGUGAAACUUAGUUGUAGUAAGGGAACUCCGUGCGAGAACGUAGCAUUAAACGACGUUAAUUUGGUGUACCAUGGAACCAACGGAACUGCGAUAUCAGAAUGUGCCAAUGUUCAGCCUAAACUUACUGGCAAUCUUUUUCCUCCGGUGUGUUCAGUGUCGUCUCAUUAAUUUAAUUAUGUACAAAUUUUAUGUAGUGUAACAGGAAUAUUUUGUAAAAUUUGAGGACACCCCUUCAUGUCUUUGAUACAUGAUGCGUUGAUUGGUGGGAAUAUUGUGUUUAUGUUUUUUCUUUUUGUUUUAUGUAAAGAUGUAUUGAUGUUUGUCCAUGUAAAUAUGAAAAUAUGAAUAAAAUGUAC
Molecule: messenger RNA, 1430 nt
Organism: Olea europaea var. sylvestris
Lineage: Eukaryota; Viridiplantae; Streptophyta; Magnoliopsida; Lamiales; Oleaceae
Product: exopolygalacturonase-like
Exons: 3
Coding region: 34-1242 (402 amino acids)
Biological process (GO): carbohydrate metabolic process
Molecular function (GO): polygalacturonase activity
Source: RefSeq, a predicted model, not a curated record